CUUUUAAUCUCCCAAAAAUUAAUAUUCCAAUUUUCGGUGGUAACUAUCAGAACUGGUUGGAAUUUCGGGACACGUUCACAUCCAUGAUUCACACCAAUGUUAAUAUAGAUAAUAUUAGUAAAUUUCAUUAUCUCCGCGCUUCAUUGCAAGGGAGCGCGGCUAUAGUAGUAAAAAAUAUAGAUUUUACUAGCGAUAACUACCUAACAGCAUGGAAUUUACUAUGUGAGAGAUAUAACAAUACUAGGUUAUUAGUAAACAACCACGUCCAAGCCUUAUUCAAUGUUGAUACUAUAACUAAAGAAUCUAGUCGCUGCAUUCGCUACUUAGUAGACACAACAAAUAAAAAUAUUAGGGCACUAACUAACCUCAAACAGCCCACUGAACACUGGGACACAUUAAUAAUUUAUAUGAUGUCUACCAAAUUAGACGGGACUACUAGUAGGUACUGGGAAGAACAUCGUAAUAACAUGUCAGAACCACCCACUCUGAGCCAAUUUUGCACCUUUUUAGGUAACAGAGCGGACCUACUAGAAACACUGGAAGAUGCUAAAGGAAAAAAUCCCAAAGCUGAAGUUUCUAAACCAAGGGGAUUUUUAGCAACUCACAAUAGUACUUCAGAAAGCACCAACUCAUUUAAAAUUAAAUGUCCUUUGUGUAAAAACGAUCAUUUGUUAUACACUUGUGAAAAAUUUCGAGAAUUAACCGUUGAAAGUCGCAUUGCUAAAGCCAGAGAGUUUAAAGUCUGUCUCAAUUGUUUACGUCCCGGUCAUUCACACAUCAAAUGUAACCUAUCACACUGUCGCUAUUGUAAAUAUAAACAUAAUACGUUGUUACAUCUUAAUAAACAAGAUUUAACCAUACCUACUCCCACAACAUCAUUACCCGAGAGUGUACCUUUAGCUUUACAUGCCAACACUUCUCAAACACAACAACACACAACUACAACUGAAGUAGCCCUACCUUCAAACACCAGUCAGCCAACUACUUCGCCUCAAAUUCUCCUAUCCACAGCGCUGGUGAAAGUUCUAGACAAGAAGGGCAACCAACACGACGCCAGGCUCCUAUUGGACAACGGCAGUACGGCCAACUUCAUUUCUCAAGACCUCUGCAGCAAGCUGGGGCUGUCGAGUCGUGCCACGCACUCCACGGUGUCAGAUCUGACUAAGGAAGCUUACAGAGCAGCAUUAUUACGCUUCUUUAGCCGUCGCGGUAAAUGCCGGUCUAUCACAUCAGAUAAUGCAACAACGUUCGUCGGGGCUUGUAACGAGCUGCAUAAGCUGGUCACUGAAUCCUCCAUAAGUACUGAGUUGGCCGAUGAAGAAAACCAAGUGGCAUUCCGGCAGCAAUGACCUAAAGGAGAACUCGCUCGUCCUGAUCAAAGACAAGAUGUCACCACCAUUGCUCUGGUCUCUUGGCAGAAUACUCAAGGUCUACCCCGGAGUCGACGGUAUCAACCGAGUGGCUGAAAUUAAGACCAAAAAGGGAACCAUAAGAAGAGGUUGGAAUAACAUCUGCCUCCUGCCCUUGGAAGACAAUCUUUGAAGCUCACUUCAACGCCGGGAGCCUGUCUGCGCAUGCGCGGGCGAGGGGCCUGCGCCGGCGCGGCGCGCCGGGUGGCGGGGGUCACCGGCCGCCGCCAUUACUCGCUAAACUACACACAGUGAAACAGACGUCAUUCCGCAUCUUCGCUAUUUGCUCUUUAAAUAAACC
Molecule: messenger RNA, 1710 nt
Organism: Plutella xylostella (diamondback moth)
Lineage: Eukaryota; Metazoa; Arthropoda; Insecta; Lepidoptera; Plutellidae
Source: RefSeq, a predicted model, not a curated record